Arachis duranensis is the source of this 1021-nucleotide messenger RNA. RefSeq names its product elongation factor 1-delta 2-like. The transcript has 8 exons. Gene Ontology annotation, biological process: translational elongation. Gene Ontology annotation, molecular function: translation elongation factor activity; guanyl-nucleotide exchange factor activity. Lineage: Eukaryota; Viridiplantae; Streptophyta; Magnoliopsida; Fabales; Fabaceae. The record is from RefSeq and is a predicted model, not a curated record. Gene Ontology annotation, cellular component: eukaryotic translation elongation factor 1 complex; cytosol.
CCUAGCACAGGUAUCAUACAUAUAUAAGAUACAGAGCUUUCUUGUUUUGCCUCCUUCACAAGCGCAUUCUCGAUCUGCCUCUUCACUCUUCACACUCACUCAAGACCGCAGCCGCCGCAGCCAUUCCUUUUCUUUAAGAUGGCAGUUACAUUGUAUGACCUUGGCUCUGCAUCUGGGUUGAAGAAGCUUGAUGAGUACCUUCUCACCCGCAGUUACAUCACUGGGUACCAAGCUUCAAAGGAUGACCUUACAGUGUAUGCAGCUCUAUCAAAAGUUCCAUCUGAUGAACAUGUGAAUGUGUCCAGGUGGUACAAGCAUAUCGAUGCAUUGUUGAGAAUCUCGGGUGUUUCUGGUGAGGGAUCUGGUGUCACUGUGAAAUCUUCUCUCGUCGCUGAAGCUGUUGCCACUCCUCCACCAGCUGACUCUAAGGCUGCUGUGGCUGAUGAUGACGAUGAUGAUGAUGUGGAUCUCUUUGGACUGAAUUUCAUUUCGAUCUGCCCUCCAUUCUAGUUUUCUGGAAAAUCAUCUGUUUUGAUGGAUAUCAAGCCAUGGGAUGAUGAAACUGACAUGAAAAAGCUUGAAGAAGCAGUGAGAGGUGUUCAGAUGGAAGGAUUGCUUUGGGGAGCAUCCAAACUUGUUCCUGUUGGGUAUGGUAUCAAGAAACUGCAAAUUAUGCUUACUAUUGUGGAUGAUUUGGUCUCUGUCGAUUCGCUCAUUGAGGAGCAACUUACAGCUGAGCCGAUCAACGAAUAUGUCCAGAGUUGUGACAUUGUUGCUUUCAACAAAAUAUAAAUUGUGAUAAUCUACUAUUAAAGGGGGACUUGGAAAGGUUUUUAGAACUUCUAUGUUAGGAACUACUGGAAGUUGAGAAUGUUUUUUGUCUGUUCCAUACGCCAUUGUUAUUGUUCUAUGAUUAAUGAUGUCGACUGUCUUUUUGAAAAUGUGAUCAACUGAUAAUUAUGAUUUGGGUUGGAAUCUUUUUGGUAUUCUAUUUGCCAAUGAUAAUGCUUUUGUUAUUUUA